UCGAGACAAAUGACCAACAUCGAGUCGGUGCUCCAAGCCCGGGAGCGACAGCAGCUGCGGCCCCGGCGCCUCUCGACGCCCGUAGCCUACACGAACGAGCUACUCGGCGGGUUUGCGCCCCAUGUCACAUCUCCCAUGCGCCACCUCCAGAGCCAUGCGGCGCUCGUCAAGCGCUUGGUCUGUGACAGCGCCCUGGAUGGCCACAGCGGCUGCGUGAACCGCCUUAGCUGGAACCGCGAUGGAUCGCUCCUUGCAUCAGGCUCGGACGACACGAACGUCGUGCUCUGGGACUUUCAUCGCCGAAAGGCCCGCCAUACAAUUGCAACAGGGCACUCGAUGAACAUCUUUGGCGUGUGUUUUGUGCCUGGUACGAACGACCACGUCGUGGCGUCCGCUGGCAUGGACUGUGAGGUGCGCCUGCACCACGCGCCGUUCCGUCCGCAAGGCUCGGAGCUUCUCGCGAGCCACCGUGGCCGCGUCAAGGACCUUGCAGCGUCCCACCUCGUACCACACGUCUUUUGGAGCGGCGGCGAAGAUGGUGUCGUGCGACAGUUUGACAUUCGCGCGCUCGGCAAUCGCGACGAUGCCCGGAACACGCUCAUAAAUCUCGGUCGCCCGCGCCUCGACGCCCGGCGCCUGCGCGUCAUGGGCCUGAGCGUGCAUCCGACCGAUGCGACCAAGAUGGCGAUAGCGUGCGGCGACCACUACAUCCGCAUCUUCGAUCAACGCAUGCUCCGGAUGAACGACGAGCACGCGUCGCAGCCGCUGCAGCUGCUAACGCCGCCCCACUUGCACUUUGACGCGGAUCUGGAUUCGUUGACGCGGUACCACAUUCGCGAAGCCCAUGGUACAAGCGUCCAGUACAGUCCGGAUGGCAACCAGAUUCUGGCCAACUACCACAACGACCACAUCUACCUCUUUGACGUGAACGAGCGUACGGCGUUUGAACCACUCGAGCCAGUGUGGACGCAUGGUAUGCACCUGGAUGCGUGGGCGUACGACAAACCGGCGCCGUCCGAGCCGCUAAACGAUUUACUUGACCUCGCCGAGAAAUGCAUCGAGUGGUCCAAGCCGUCGGCAGCACUCGAGAUCCUGCGCGCGUUGCGCCCGCCGAGCUGGCAAGACGACACGAUUGUCCUUCGGCUCUGGACGACUCUGGCGCGGGCGUACAUUGGGCGAGCAUGGCGCGGCGAUGGUUUCCUCGCGCUGCAGUACGUCCUCCGAUGCCUCCAGCGAACGCCAACGCCGACGGACGACCUUCGUCUCAUCUACAUCCAAGCACUCUCGGCCAGUGGCCGGCAGCGGGCUAGUCGUCGAGAGGCCCAGCGCCUCUUGCACAUUGCGCCGUCGCUGGCAGAAAAGCUGGCUCCGUUUUUGCUCAAGCGCCGACGCCCAAGCGUCGAGUCUUCUCUCGCAGACGAGGACGACGAGGACGACGAGGACGACGAUGAUGAUGACGACGAGGAUGACGACGAGGACGAUGAUGAUCAAGGUGAUAGUGAUGAUCAAAAUGAUGACGAGGAUGACGAGGAUGUCGAUGCUGAAACUGGGAGCAUGGACGAAAGCGAUGCGACAGAAGGUGGAUCGUCGUCGUCAGCGCCGUCGAGUGUUCGGCUGUCGAUCGAGAGCGCGGACGGAGGUGCUGCACCCAUCGAUUGGGGCAAUUGCCACCUCGCCGACGCCACGGAUGUCGCACUGCACGUCCUUCGGCGAUACAUUGGCUACUGCAACCUCCACACGGACAUCAAGGAGGCCACGUUCUUUGGCGACGAGCACAUCGUGGCCGGGAGCGACGACGGGUACGCGUACAUUUGGGACCGCGCGACGGGCUGCCUCGCGAACGCACUCAAGGCUGACGAAGACAUUGUCAACUGCGUGCAGGGCCACCCGCUGCAGCCCGUGCUCGCGACAAGCGGCAUCGAGAACGUCGUCCGGCUGUGGUCUCCAGUCGCAGACGUCGAUGUGUCGGCGACGGAAGACGAGUUGGACGCACUCGUGGCUGCAAACCAGCAGCAAAUGCAACAAGAAGCAACGUUUCACGAGCGGCACCGCCACGCUGCCCGCGUCACUCGCAUCAUGGAGAACCCCAACUUGUUGCGGAUGCUCUUGACGGGCCAGCCGACGGAGGGUGCGUCCGGUGCGAUUCCGCAGUGUGCCCAGAGUUGAUUAGCCGACGCCAUGGCGAGUUCAUAUACCUGUUCAAUGCUAACCCUAUUUUGCAUGCUCUCCCGCCUGAUAGCAACACAACACGUCGUUUGAACCAAGG
Saprolegnia diclina VS20 is the source of this 2266-nucleotide messenger RNA. RefSeq lists its product as hypothetical. Gene Ontology annotation, cellular component: Cul4-RING E3 ubiquitin ligase complex; cytoplasm. Gene Ontology annotation, molecular function: protein binding. Gene Ontology annotation, biological process: negative regulation of fatty acid biosynthetic process. The coding region runs from base 10 to 2166 and encodes 718 amino acids. The transcript is spliced from 2 exons. NCBI's taxonomy places the organism in Eukaryota, Oomycota, Saprolegniomycetes, Saprolegniales, Saprolegniaceae. The record is from RefSeq and is a predicted model, not a curated record.